CUGGCCCGGCUUUGUGGAGCGCUGCGGUGAGUGCGCGCGGGCCGCGGCCGCCGAACAAAGGAGCAAGGGCACCGCCGUGGGGACCCGCCACCUAUCUCCCGGAGCCGAGCCGCGGCUUCCCGUCCGCCGCCACCAUGACCGCUAACGGUACGGCCGAGGCGGUGCAGAUCCAGUUCGGCCUCAUCAACUGUGGCAACAAGUACCUGACGGCCGAGGCGUUCGGGUUCAAGGUGAACGCGUCGGCCAGCAGCCUGAAGAAGAAACAGAUCUGGACGCUGGAGCAGCCGCCCGACGAGGCAGGCAGCGCGGCCGUGUGCCUGCGCAGCCACCUGGGCCGCUACCUGGCGGCGGACAAGGACGGCAACGUGACCUGCGAGCGCGAGGUGCCCGGCCCCGACUGCCGCUUCCUCAUCGUGGCGCACGACGACGGCCGCUGGUCGCUGCAGUCCGAGGCGCACCGGCGCUACUUCGGCGGCACCGAGGACCGCCUGUCGUGCUUCGCGCAGACAGUGUCCCCCGCGGAGAAGUGGAGCGUGCACAUCGCCAUGCACCCGCAGGUCAACAUCUACAGCGUCACCCGAAAGCGCUACGCGCACCUGAGCGCGCGGCCGGCCGACGAGAUCGCCGUGGACCGCGACGUGCCCUGGGGCGUCGACUCGCUCAUCACCCUCGCCUUCCAAGACCAGCGCUACAGCGUGCAGACCGCCGACCACCGCUUCCUGCGCCACGACGGGCGCCUAGUGGCGCGCCCCGAGCCGGCUACUGGCUACACGCUGGAGUUCCGCUCCGGCAAGGUGGCCUUCCGCGACUGCGAAGGCCGUUACCUGGCGCCUUCCGGGCCCAGCGGCACGCUUAAGGCGGGCAAGGCUACCAAGGUGGGCAAGGAUGAGCUCUUCGCCCUGGAGCAGAGCUGCGCCCAGGUUGUGCUGCAGGCGGCCAACGAGAGGAACGUGUCCACACGCCAGGGUAUGGACCUGUCUGCCAAUCAGGACGAGGAGACUGACCAGGAGACUUUCCAGCUGGAGAUCGACCGUGACACCAAAAAGUGUGCCUUCCGUACCCACACGGGCAAGUACUGGACGCUGACGGCCACCGGGGGCGUGCAGUCCACUGCCUCCACCAAGAAUGCCAGCUGCUACUUUGACAUUGAGUGGCGUGACCGGCGCAUCACACUGCGGGCGUCCAAUGGCAAGUUCGUGACCUCCAAGAAGAACGGGCAGCUGGCCGCCUCGGUGGAGACAGCAGGGGACUCAGAGCUCUUCCUCAUGAAGCUCAUCAACCGGCCCAUCAUCGUGUUCCGCGGGGAACACGGCUUCAUUGGCUGCCGCAAGGUCACAGGCACCUUGGAUGCCAACCGCUCUAGCUAUGACGUCUUCCAGCUGGAGUUCAACGACGGCGCCUACAACAUCAAAGACUCCACAGGCAAGUACUGGACGGUGGGCAGUGACUCCGCGGUCACCAGUAGCGGCGAUGCCCCUGUGGACUUCUUCUUCGAGUUCCGUGACUACAACAAGGUGGCCAUCAAGGUGGGCGGGCGCUACCUGAAGGGUGACCACGCAGGGGUCCUGAAGGCCUCGGCGGAGACCGUGGACCCCGCCUCGCUCUGGGAGUACUAGGGCCUGGCCGAUCCUGCCGACACGGGGCCUCCUCCCAACCCUCCCUGCUAACCCCUUCUCCAGGUGGGCUCCGGGGCCGGAGGCAAGCCCCCUUGCCUUUCAAACUGGAAACCCCAGAGAAAACGGUGCCCCCACCUGUCGCCCCUAUGGAUCCCCUACUCUCCCCUCCACCAGGGUCCCCCACUCCCCUAGGGUCAGCAGCUUUGGCCUGGCCCUGGGAGGGAUUUCAGAUGCCCCUGCCCUCUUGUCUGCCAUGGGGCGAGGCUGGCACCUCUUCUGACCUCAGACGGCUCUGAGCCUUAUUUCUCUGGAAGUGGCUGAGGGGUGGGGUGGGGUAGGGUGAGGCUGGGAGCCCUGGGCGUUUAGUGUAACUGGAAUCUCCUGCCCCUCCCAGCCAUCUCCUCCCCGCCCCCUAGGAGCCGGGCACGUGUCCCAAGCCUGUCAGUGGCCUCCCUGGUGCACGACGUGAAAUAAUCCCUGCUUGGAAAGGGAAGCUGUCGGUGGGCUAGGACUGAUCCUCGGGUUCUUUUUUUUGGGUGGUGGCUGGAGACAGCUCCUCUCCCACUUGGCAGAGGCUCAGCCCGGCUCCCUUGCCACAAGCAGCAGGGCGUGUUGGCCACAAGGUCUGUCUGCCUGCUGCACGUUCUGCCAGGGUGGUGGGUGGGGGCAGGGGUGUGAGGGCUGUCUUUCUCCUUUUUCCUUUCACCCUGGCCUGACUGGAAGCAGAAAAUGACCAAAUCAGUAUUUUUUUUAAUGAAUAUUAUUGCUGGAGGCGUCCCAGGCAAGCCUGGCUGUAGUAGUGAGUGAUCUGGGGGUGCACCUCUCCCCCCCUCCGUCCUACUCAUCCAGCCCCAGCCACAGGCCUGGGCUGCAGAUGCCUGGGCCAGAGGCCCCGCUGUGAUUGGUGCUCCCUGGGCCUCUUGGGUGGAUGAAGCCAGGUGUCACCCCCACCCCGGGAGCCCUGGGGUGAGCAGCCGGGCCCCCCUGCUGCCAGCCUCUACCCCCUUCCCGACAUGCAUCUCACUCUGGGUGUCUUGGUCUUAUUUUUUGUAAGUGUCAUUUGUAUAACUCUAAACGCCCAUGAUAGUAGCUUCAAACUGGAAAUAGCGAAAUAAAAUAACUCAGUCUGCAGCCCCA
Saimiri boliviensis boliviensis (Bolivian squirrel monkey) is the source of this 2753-nucleotide messenger RNA. It is a transcript of the gene FSCN1, whose product is annotated as fascin actin-bundling protein 1. Gene Ontology annotation, molecular function: protein-macromolecule adaptor activity; actin filament binding. Gene Ontology annotation, cellular component: cell projection membrane; cytoplasm; actin cytoskeleton. The record is from RefSeq and is a predicted model, not a curated record. NCBI's taxonomy places the organism in Eukaryota, Metazoa, Chordata, Mammalia, Primates, Cebidae. Gene Ontology annotation, biological process: cell migration; establishment or maintenance of cell polarity; actin filament bundle assembly.